Molecule: messenger RNA, 5525 nt
Organism: Lepus europaeus (European hare)
Lineage: Eukaryota; Metazoa; Chordata; Mammalia; Lagomorpha; Leporidae
Gene: TTC39C
Product: tetratricopeptide repeat domain 39C
Exons: 14
Coding region: 28-1773 (581 amino acids)
Biological process (GO): cilium assembly; otolith morphogenesis
Molecular function (GO): protein binding
Source: RefSeq, a predicted model, not a curated record
CCAGCCCAGCGCAGGGCCUCGCGCCCCAUGGCCGGCUCGGAGCAGCAGCGGCCGCGGCGGCGGGACGACGCAGACUCGGCCACGGCGGCGCCGGCGCCCCUGCAGGACGCGGAGCUGGCCCUGGCCGGCAUCAACAUGCUGCUCAACAACGGCUUCAGGGAGUCGGACCAGCUUUUCAAACAAUACAGAAAUCACAGCCCGUUAAUGAGUUUUGGAGCCAGCUUUGUCAGUUUUUUGAAUGCCAUGAUGACAUUUGAGGAAGAAAAAAUGCAGUUGGCGUGUGAUGACUUAAAAACUACAGAAAAGCUGUGUGAAAGUGAAGAGGCUGGAGUGAUUGAAACAAUCAAGAAUAAAAUUAAAAAGAAUGUUGACGUCCGAAAAUCCGCCCCCUCCAUGGUUGAUCGGCUUCAGAGGCAAAUCAUCAUAGCUGACUGUCAGGUGUACCUGGCUGUGCUCUCGUUUGUGAAACAAGAACUGUCAGCGUACAUAAAAGGUGGGUGGAUCCUUAGGAAGGCCUGGAAGAUUUACAAUAAAUGCUAUCUGGACAUCAAUGCACUCCAAGAGCUGCACCAGAAGAAGCUGGCUGAAGAGCCCUUGACCUCUGACGCUGCAAAUGAUAACCACAUUGUGACUGAAGGGGUGUCUGAGGAGUCUCUGAACAGACUGAAAGGUGCUGUGAGCUUUGGAUAUGGCCUUUUUCACCUUUGCAUAUCCAUGGUGCCCCCAAACCUGCUCAAAAUCAUCAACCUGCUGGGUUUUCCUGGAGACCGCCUACAGGGGCUUUCUUCACUGAUGUAUGCGAGCGAAAGUAAGGACAUGAAGGCCCCUUUAGCUACAUUAGCUCUGCUCUGGUACCACACCGUGGUGCGCCCUUUCUUUGCCUUGGAUGGCAGUGAUAACAAAGCCGGCCUGGAUGAAGCAAAGGAAAUUCUUCACAAGAAAGAAGCUGCUUACCCAAAUUCUUCCCUCUUUAUGUUUUUCAAGGGACGGAUACAGCGAUUAGAGUGUCAGAUCAACAGUGCCUUGACUUCCUUCCAUACUGCUUUGGAACUGGCCGUGGACCAGAGGGAAAUUCAGCACGUCUGUCUCUAUGAAAUUGGGUGGUGCAGCAUGAUCGAGCUCAACUUCAAGGAUGCGUUCGAUUCCUUCGAGAGGCUGAAAAACGAGUCCCGGUGGUCGCAGUGCUAUUACGCCUACUUGACUGCAGUGUGCCAGGGAGCCAGCGGCGACGUGGACGGCGCACAGGCCGUUUUUAAAGAAGUUCAGAAACUCUUCAAGCGGAAAAACAACCAGAUUGAACAGUUCUCAGUGAAGAAGGCGGAGAGAUUUCGGAAGCAAACCCCAACCCAAGCGCUAUGUGUGUUGGCGUCCAUCGAGGUGCUGUACCUGUGGAAGGCCCUCCCCAACUGUUCCCUCCCCAACCUGCAGAGGAUGAGCCAAGCUUGCCAUGAAGUGGAUGAUUCAUCUGUGGUUGGACUAAAGUAUUUGCUUCUCGGUGCCAUACACAAGUGUCUAGGAAACUCAGAAGAUGCUCUUCAGUUCUUUCAGAGAGCUGUCAAAGAUGAAGUGUGUCGUCAGAAUAACUUGUAUGUUCAGCCAUAUGCUUGCUAUGAACUUGGCUGUCUUCUGCUGGACAGGCCAGAGACUGUAGGAAGAGGCAGAACUCUACUUCUGCAAGCAAAGGAGGAUUUCUCCGGCUAUGACUUUGAGAACAGACUGCACGUCCGCAUCCAUGCCGCCCUGGCCUCCCUGCGGGAACUGGUUCCUCAGUGACAGGCCCGGGAGCCUGCGGUGUCCCUCCCUGCCCGGGGCCCGCACCUGAAAAUAAAAGCAGAGGACAAAGCUCAUGUGAAAAUCGGCUCUUCUUCUGAGAACACCUGUGCCAGGGACACAUUUUCCCAGUUAAGCUGACACGUUAAACAUCUCCUCUUUUAAACAUUUAGCUGAAAAGUGGUGAUGGCGAGGAGGAGGAUAAUAGCCACCCGGGGAGAGGGUUAAGUGACCUUGUUCAAGCAUUUUAGUUUUGUGACUUAUUAUUUUUUGAAAUAAAAUCAAACUAAGCAUCCUGCCUAUGAUCUUGUAGGGGCACCUCCCUGCAGCCCCUCUCGCAAGGGUGACAGCGAGAGGUGCCUGGGAGAUGAGCAGCAUCAUGGCAUUGCAUUUAUAUUGUGUUCUGAAAAAAAUAAAAGCGCUUCCUAGUGUUUUAAUUUACCCUCAGAAUACUCCUGUGACUCACGCAGUGCAGAUAGUCCUAGCCCCCUCCCACAGACAGCAAAACUCAGGCGCAGAAGGCGAAUGGACAUUCCCAGCAACUAGAUAGCAGAUCUGACCGCCAACUGGAGAUUUUUUUAUUAUUAAAAAACCAUGUUACUAACCCAGCAUUCCAUGUUUUCCUUAUUAAAAGAACAAACACUCUCAGCUGACGCGUGUCAUCAGAGAUUCAUCUCUAGAUCCUCUGCAGAAUGUUCCCAAAUGAUAAACACUUUUUUCCCCUUUGAAAGCAAACCAUGCAGGAAAUAAUAGAAGAAAAUGUUACAACCAAAAAUCCAACUGUUUUGCUAGUGAUCGGAGAGCCUCAGCUGCAGACGCAUGUACUUAUGUUUUAGGGGUUGCCUGUUGUUUGUGAAAAUUGUCUAAGGACCAGCUUUUGGAAAUCUUUUAACAGAUGACUUGGAAAGGUCACUCUCAGGUGAACGAAGCUUUUUGCCAUGAAAUGUUUGAUGGUAAAGCGUUGCUGGGCUGUGUAUGUCAGGAUAUCAUUUCUGCCCAGCUGAGGUUAUCAGAGGUUAUAAAAGGAGUUCAACGUUAUUUUUUAAGAACUUCAUUGCUGAUUGUUGUGGUCUUUUAAUUUACCUCCAAGCCCAGUCCUGCACACCUGUGGUUUUGAGGACUCUAAAUACCUCAGUCCCGUUUAAGGAUCUUUGCCAUAAUUUGGCUCAAAUUCAAGGUUGCAUUUUUUUUUUUUAAUUUCUGUUGAGCUAAAGGAUAGGUUUUAGAGUAUCAUUUACAUGCUUUUGGCUAAAGCACAAUCUCAUGUGAUGUUAAUAUUUUAAUAUUCCUUUUCAAAAUAAAACAUGAGAAAAGCAGUUAGAGUGUUGGCAAAUUUAAUCUUGUUUUGAGGAAAUAAUUUUUUGUAAGAUUUAUUUUUAUUUGAAAGGCAGAAGAUGGGGGAGGUGGGUAGAGAUCCAUCUUCCAUCCAGAGUCUUACUCCCAAUAUGGCUGCCACAGCCAGGAUUGGGCCAGCUGAAGCCAGGAGCCCGGAAUUCCAUCCAGGUCUCCCGCAGGGACCCAAGCACUUGGGCUGCCUUCCGCUGCUUUCUCAGGCGCCUUAUCAGGGGGCUGGGGAUGCCAGUGUCACAGGAAGCAGCUUACCCUGCUGUACCACAGCAAGAAGUCACUCCUCAUUGACUCUGGUUAUACUAUCUUCGUGUUCCUCAUCUCUGUUCCUGACCACACUUUUUGUAGGCUGUUUCCAAGGUUCUAUUCACAUUGACUUCCUGAUGUGAAUUCUGUGUGGAUUUUAAAUACUAACAAAGACACAAAACUGCUAUCAUACAUUCCAUGAAUAAUAACAUCUAGAGGGCUAGAAGAGAAAAUUUGGCUAAAAAGAAAAAUUGGUUUCCAAAACAACUGAUUCCUGGUUUCAUUAGACUGAAGGGAAGACCACUGUGAGUAUUUAAAAUAGAGCAGUUGCCAUAUAGUUUUCUUCUUAAUCUACAGAAUCUGUGGCCAACUUUUCUGUAUUCUGCAUUUUGAAUCAUGAAGUUCUGGCUUCAGAGUCCAUUCUUACUUGAAUUUCCAGCCCCAGUAUUGUUGGAAUCGUUACUCCAUAUCCAAGGAAUACAUUGUCUUCUGCAUUUUGAAUUUUACAGAUUUAUUUCUGCGGUAACUGCUUUUUAAAAAUUGCUUUUAUUUCCCCAUGGAAAUUUCAGGGUCUCAGAUAAUUUUGUGUUCAGCUAGUGUCACUGGAUAGACACAUUUGCUAACCCCUGCAGUAGGUUUCUUUUACCAAACACGGUUCUGUUUCACCACAGUCUCUCCCAAGGCUUAGUUCAGAUUGCCCCCAGGGUGCACCCUGUGUUAACUUGUUGUAGAGCAGGGGCAGUGGGUACACAGAGAUUUUAAAGACCCCGAAAUAACAGCCCCACAGUGUGAAUCCAUUGUACCAGGAGCUGCCUGAAAUCUAGGUCCAUUUUGAGCUGGUAAUUCCUAAGCCAGCAGGCCAGCCUUACUGCCGUGACUAAUCCCACCGGUGAACGCACUGCGAGCUGCUGCUACCUUGGUUGGUGUAAACUGCUCCUGACCCCUGGCUGGUGGAGAGAACCGCGUGGAAGUGGGGGGACUGUUGGCAUCUAUGUGUGCUGCCUUUUGGUGUUGUCAUCCCUCCCUCCCUCCCUUUUCCUGUUCCAUAGGUUCUCAGGUGGAUCUUCUGAUUCAUGUGUCAAAUCUAUUUUUGUAUUAGACUGUGCCUAUGCUGAGAGGACUGGCUAAUGUAUAUUUGAUGUAUACCGAACACAUUUUUAUAAUUGGACACCUGUGGAGGCAUGGGCUAGUAAUAAUGUGAUAUGUAUCUUGCUGAUUAAUAUAAAGAUUUGAUCUUUGUUGGGUUAGCUACCUUUUUAUUUUAGCCCAUAGUAACUAAGUCUACUAAGGAGUAAAAAAGUAUAGUGUUCAGUUAUCACAAAAAAUUCAUGUUUAUUGUCACAUACUAUGUAAGUCAAUUACUUAAUGUAUUUACACUUUAUAUUUCUGCCUACCAGGACAAUACAUGUCUGCUUUUUAACACACACUCUCCUUUGCUGUGUAAACUUUUCUAGUUGAUUUCCUAAGCUGAUCGUAUUCAGAUAUAGCAUUUUACCCAUGAAGAUAGACAUUCACACAGCCAUGGUGUAGUAUUUUGGUUUUUCUGGGCAUUGCAUUUUGUAAAAAUUGUCAACCCAGAUCAUCCCAAUAUUUAUUGUAGAGGCAAAAAUGAUCCCAGCAGCUAGGAAGAGGAAACGCAGAUAAAGAGGGAGCAAGAGAAUGGGCGGUUGGGCCUAAACACCUGUGGUCCUUCUUCAGUAAAGUGGGUAUACAUCCUUAAGAGUGCAGUGUAGCUGGCCUCCUCAUGGAACCCAGCACGGGGAGCUGAGCCCUCUCUUCUUGCUGACAUGAGCCCAAGAGAGAAGCAAUGUCCUUGUAACCCAGGUGACCUCUGCUUAACCCUUCAUGGCUCCUCCCGCAGGCCUGUGGUUCUGAAUUUUCUUGUCUUACAGUUUAGCCCUAUUCUGAUUCAGUAGGUUCUGGAGAAAGCUCGGGGAGGCGUUUUUAACAAGCUUCUGGGAGGUUUCUAAUGCAGGUGAUCUAAAUUAGAGAAACAUUGCCCUAGGUUAUCUUUUGUCAAGUGUUUUGUAAUCUGGGAGACGAACCGAACAAUGACAUAGCAAAGCUCAGUCAUAACAGUGUAUAUAUCAAGGGCAACUCUAACCCACUGACUGUCUAAGGUAGAUUUGUGGGGUGCAGGAUCUACCAGUUAAGAGUCCCUU